Messenger RNA from Cherax quadricarinatus, 8591 nucleotides. RefSeq names its product heparan sulfate 2-O-sulfotransferase pipe (gene pip). NCBI's taxonomy places the organism in Eukaryota, Metazoa, Arthropoda, Malacostraca, Decapoda, Parastacidae. The record is from RefSeq and is a predicted model, not a curated record. Gene Ontology annotation, cellular component: membrane. Gene Ontology annotation, molecular function: sulfotransferase activity.
UAGUGCACACCAGGAGCUGAGGGAGGGUAAGCGUCCCUCUGCUGCUGGAGUUUUUGAGAGAACUCUUGUAGUACAGUACGAGACAGUGAACCGCUGACCUUGCACGUGAAGGAUAUAGUAUGACCUAACGUUGAGUGCUUUUUGUGGUUGUGAGUUAAUUCAGUGACUUGAAUGCUAACAAUGACAACGCUUGGUAGGCUGUGGAGGCAAUAUGUGCCAGCCAGAGUGAGUGAGUUGCUGGCGGUAGUAAGUUUGACGUCUACUUGUAUGUUGUUCCUGCACACCAGCCACUUACAGGCCCAGCUGGCGAUAUACACCAACCAUUUGGACCAGGCCACAGCACCACACAACCAACAGCACUAUUCGGAUUUGGACACGGGAGAGCAACGAGGUAAUAGUGGUGGAGGUGCUGGAGGCAACAAUGACCUCUAUUCACGAAGAAAACUUAAAUUCGGUGGCUACAAUCUGGAGGAAUUUCGAAAUAUUGACCCCAUGACCCUGAACAACACUGUUAAUCACCAAAAGAUGACGUUAGUGUUCAAUCGUGUUCCGAAAGUUGGGAGCCAGAGCACAAUGGAGCUACUACGGACCCUAAGCUACAGAAAUGGCUUCACUUUUCACAAGGAUCGCCCACAUAAGGUUGAAAAUAUUAAACUCACAGAAAGAGAACAGAAGCGGCUGGUGCAGUUGGUGGACGUGUUCAGACCCCCGUCCGUAUAUGUGAAACAUGUUUGUUACAUCGACUUUACCAUAUUUAACCUGACACAGCCUCUGUAUGUAAACAUGGUGCGUGACCCCGUAGAACGUGCCAUCUCCUGGUACUAUUAUGUUAGAGCUCCCUGGUAUUUUGUGGAGCGCAAGCAAGCAUUUCCAGAGCUGCCUCUUCCCUCUACUGCCUGGCUUCGAAAGGAUUAUGAGACAUGUGUCCUGACCAACGAUAAAGAAUGCCAGUACAUAGAAGGGGAUGAACGGCCAGAUUUUGCCCAGCUUACCGAGUUCUUCUGUGGUCAGGAGAAGAAAUGCACAGGCUUCAACACAGAAUAUGCACUGCAAAAGGCAAAGGAGAAUGUGGAGAAACACUAUGCUGUAGUGGGUGUGCUCGAGGACCUAAACAUAACACUCACUGUUCUUGAGCAUUAUAUUCCCAAGUUUUUUAGAGGAGCAAAGCAUCUGUACUGGAAUGAGGUGCAGAAAUUCAACAAAAUCAACCGGAACAUCUAUAAGCCUCCCGUAUUAGAGAAGAUCAAGGAUAUAGUAAGGAAAAAUUUUACUAGAGAAAUAGAGUUUUACGAAUUUUGUAGAAGACGACUUUAUAUGCAGUAUGCUGCCCUUAAGCUUCCUGAAACACUGGAAUAGCACAACAUUUUACAGCACCUUCGUUAUAUAUAGUGAUAUAGAUAUUUUAUAAAACAAUUAGUACAUAUGCCAUAUGUUAUUCCUGUGUUAAAGACAGGAAAUCCUUGGAUUAUCAGUAUCCUCAUAGCCAAAAGCAAGACUGUGUAGAAAUAUGCUGUGCAUGCAUUGCAAAAUUUAGUACUAAUUACUGUGUCUACAUUUACUCCGACAUUUGAUUUUUUAAAUCAAAUGAAAUACAUUUUAUAAUUAGCACACCUUAUUGUAAAUUAACUUAUCAUUAUAGUAGAUGGUUCACCUUUACUAACCAUAAAUAUAUCUAACCUAUCCUGGGUUAGAUGGAGUAAGCUUAUUUUGCCACAUCAGGUCAAGUAGUUUUAAAUAUUUCUUGUACUACUUGGCACUUUUUUUAAACUUUUAAAAGUUGACCUCGAAUCAUAUUUUAUCCAGUCUGUUAGAUAACUGAAUUUAACUUGCACAGUGUUAUGGUCUGGUAGGAUUCUAUUUUAAAAAUGAUGCUUAUUACAACCCAGGGACAAUAAGGCCUGUUAUCCUGGGUGUAAAUGGGAGCAAGGAGCAGAACAAACACAGAACAUAAGAAAGAAGGAACACUGCAACAGGCCUACUGACCCAUGCGGAGCAGGUCCAUGUCCCCCCCCCCCUGGAUUAGCCCAGUGACCCACCCAGUCUGGUCACCUCCACUCAAGGAUGGAGCAUUGCACCAAACCCAGCAGCACAAGCUAGUCAGGUCCAACUCACACCCACUCGUGUAUUUAUCUAACCUAUUUUUAAAGCUACACAACGUUUUAGCCUCGAUAACUGUACUCGGGAGUUUGUUCCACUCAUCAACGACUCUAUUACCAAACCAGUGCUUUCCUAUAUCCUUCCUGAAUCUGAAUUUUUCCAACUUGAAACCAUUGAUGCGAGUCCUGUCUUGGUUGGAAAUUUUCAGCACGCUAUUUACAUCCCCUUUAUUUAUUCCCGUUUUCCAUUUAUACACCUCGAUCAUAUCCCCCCUAAUUCUACACCUUUCGAGAGAGUGCAGAUUCAGGGCCCUCAGUCUAUCCUCGUAGGGAUAGACUGACAUAGGGAUAGCUGAAUGACUUUGAAAUAUAUUUUUCUUCACCAAGAGCAAUGUGGAUAUUUACAGAUAUGUACACUGUAUACAGUUGGAAAAUGUAUGUGUACAACACGGUUUAGGCAAGGCCAAGACACAGCCUGGAGACAGAAUGAACAACCGUGCUCAACCAGCUCUAGUAUGGAAAUGACAAGGGUAGACAGGCGGGUGGUGCCCACAACACCUCUACGAUUGCCAGUCCCAUCUUCUUGAAGUUUGAUACUUAUAAGAGUACGAAGCUGCGCAACUGUGAGAGUGCGUUCAUAAUCAAUGCCAAUGGAACGAGCAAUUUGCCAGCAACACUGUAGAGAAAUUUAGACAAGUUUAAUAAAGUGUAUUCAGACACUAGACGUCUGACUCAUCUUGCUGGCAUACCCCAACGUAACACGCUAUUUGCAAUACACGCUUAGCUGUGCACAGUACUACUGCAGAAUACAGUUGCCCCUCAGCCAACGGCGGCAUCAACUGAUGCCAAAAUUGACUAAUGGCCCUCUUUGGCGUCAAAAAAUUGGUUCUACCAACGUCUAAAGGCUUUCAUCCCGAACGCAUCCAUGUGGCCUGAGCGGGCCUAGCCACUCCAAGACUCCAUGUACAGCCAGUGUGCCAGUAUUUACAAGCUGUUUCAGUCGAUCCCACGUGUACCAGUGCUUUUAGUGCUUGUAACCACUUAAUAAGCCACCAUGGGCCCCAAGAAAGCUUCUAGUACCAAGCCUGUGGUAAAAAGGGUGAGAAUUACAAUGGAAAUGAAGAAAGAGAUCAUUGAAAAAUAUGAAAGUGGAGUGCGUAUGUCUGAGUUGGAAAGGCUAUAUAACAAACCCCAUUCAAUCAUCACUACUACCUUGGCGAACAGAAAGGCAAUCAAGGAAGCUGUUGUUGCAAAUUUUAUCCUGUCACAGCUUUUGCAAGCCGUAUUGGCAACACGUACAAUGAUACUCUUGUGUCCCAUUUUCGGGAAAUCCUAAUGGCACGUGAGAAACAGCUUUCUGGACAGAUAUUUUGUCCGACGGGUCCAGUGAUUCUCAAGCUGGUCCUAGUGGCAUUAAAAAACUGAGAAGGGAGGUAACCCACCAAAGGACUUGGUACCUGAAGUCUUUAUGAAAGGGGAUCCCCUUCCAAACAAUAGAACACUUGAAUCUCCCCUGCUGCUGGCACAUCACUCAUCAACAACUCCACAGUAAAGGUAAGUGACAUUUAAUUAUUGUUUAUUUUGCAUGUACCAUUCGUUUCUGAGUAGGGAAAUGUAUAUUUUGUGUAAAAAUUUUUUUUUUUGUUUAACCCUUUGAGGGUUUCAGACGUACUAGUAUGGCUUACGACCCAGGGUUUUUGACGUACUAGUACGCCUAAAUUCUAGCGCCCUCAAAUCUAGUGGGAGAAAGCUGGUAGGCCUUCAUAUGAAAGAAUGGGUCUAUGUGGUCAGUGCAUAAUGAGAAAAAAAAAAACUUUGACCAUUUUUUUGGAAUAAAACAGCGACUUUGCACUGUAUUUUCGUAUGGUAUUUAUUGUUGUAUUCUAGUUUUCUUGGUCUCAUUUUAUAGAAUGGAAGACAUAUUACAGAAAUUGAGAUGAUUUUGACUGGUUUUACAAUGAAAGGUAUCUUGAAAUUGAGCUCAAAGUAGCAGAAAUGUUCGAUUUUUACCAAAUUUCAAAAGUAAACAAAUCGUGCCAAGCGUGCAAUACACGUCAACUGGUGAGUCUAAUAUUCUUUCACAAGUGCACCAAUAAUAUUUAUACCAUUUUUUACACUAAUGCAGUAGUCUGCAUAACAGUAAAUCUUAUAUUUUUUGUGAGAAUAAAAAUUCAAAGUGGAAAGCAAAAGACUAAUGACUAGAGGAAAUGUCAUUUUAGUGCCAGGAAUGUCUUUCUUGUUUAUUAUGGACCCUAUUCGGAAAUUGGCAAAAUUGCUAAAUUCUGACCACUGUACUGGAUAGUUGAAUUUCAUAAAUUGGUGGUUUCUUGCACCCAUUCGAUAGAAAAAAUGGAGUUCUAGCAAAAUAUUCAUGUUUUUUGUCCACUAGUACAGUGGGAUUGGCUGAAAAUGGGGCUCAAAGUGGGCAAAAUCGCCAAUGCAUAAACAUCACCGAGACCGCUAACUUUGCGAGAGCAUAAUUCCGUAAGUUUUCCAUCAAAUUUCAAACUUUUGGUGUCCUUAUGAUCGGGAAAAGAUUCUCUAUCUUUUCAUAAGAGAAAAUAAUAUUUUUUUUUUAAAUUUAGCCGACCUUGAGAACGAGUUUCGGAUUAUUAUUAUAAUAAAAAAGAAGCGCUAAGCCACAAGGGCUAUACAGUGCUGCAGGGUAGGGAAGGAAGCGAGGGUAUUGGAUGGCAGAAGGGAGGAGGGAUGAUCAGGUUACAGAAAACAGUGAGGCAGGGGAUAGUACGGGGGUAGAGGGUAGCAAGAGAUUGAAGUAGAAAGGGCUGAAGGUAUCAGAAUUUGUGAAGUAAGUCAGUUGUUGUCAAAAAGUCAAUGAGAGAGUCCGGAUGAAAGGUGGGUCCAUCAGCGAGAAGGGAAGGUAAAGAGACAGUAGCGGAGCGAAGACAACGACAGAGGUAAAUUCUGCGUGCUCGUUGAUAAAGUGGGCAGUCCAACAGAAUGUGGCUGACUGAUAAUGGAGCUUGGCAAUUCUCACAGAGAGGAGCAGGACGCCUCUCCAUGAGAUAUCCAUGAGUAAGACGAGUAUGGCCAAUGCGAAGAUGGGAGAGAGUAGUCUCCCAACCUCGACACUGGUUAACGAGUUUCGGAGAUGGCCUGUCGACCCUCAAAGGGUUAAUACUCUUAGGUGUCUGGAACGGAUAAUUCUAUUUCCAUUACUUCUUAUAGGGAAAAUUAAUUUGACUAAAGGCUAGCUCUUUGGAACUGAUUAAAGCCAUUGGGCGAGGGUCCAGUGUACUUGUACCACAACAUAACACGCUAUUGCAAUACACGCUCUGUGCAGAGUAUGACUGCAGAAUACGCAUAUACAAUAGCAAGGCUGAUACACAAUAGCAAAGCCGACUGCAAAAUAUUCACACAACAACAAGAUUGGCCAUAGCAAAGUGAGCACAAUGAACAAGCUAAUAGCAAGCUGUCAACGAUCAUACAAUAGCUGGCUGACUAUAAAACGCAAGGCUGACACGCAAAGUUCCAUAAAGCGUUGGCAAAGCUGACGCAAUGCCAGAUAGCAAGCUACACAAUGUUCUGCUUCUUGCUCCCCUUUACACCCAGGAUAACAGGCCUUGUCCCUGGGUUGUAAUAAUGCUCAACUUUAACUUGUGUAUAUUCAACUAUAUACCAAGGUUUAUACCAUAUUCAACUAUAUCCCAACAGUGUGUGUAAAUCAAUCUCUGACAUUCUGCUAUAAAAUUGUUUUUUAUCCUUUAUAUAUCUUUUGGCUUAAAAUAUUAGUCUUUUAACCUCAACCUAUGCUUAGGUAAAUAUGGUGAAUAUGGAUAUAAAUUUAUUCACUCAAAAUUUGUUGGGGAAAAGAUACGCAGUAUUAAAAAUGUUAUUUUUAAAUGUGUAUUUUGUGGCACAGUGCUAUCUUUAUGCAAUUUUGAAGUAACCUUGUACAGUACUAGUUAUUAGACACAGUAUGUAUAGAGUACUGUGUAUUAUUUCCACAAAAAAAAUAUACUAACCCUUACAAACAGUGCUCUAUGAAUUGUUUAAUUCUUGUAGUCGGGGAGAAGCACUAAACCUGUGAGGGUUUUAUAAUAUAUACAUGUAUAUGUAUUAUUGUAAACACGAGCGAGUGGUAUUUAAUCAAUAACACUGCGACUAGCCGGGGGAUGGAACCCAUGUUUUUAGCCCACCUCGUGGUGAGCAAAAAUUCACGACGCUUUAACCCACUGGACGAUCCAGUCCUACAAAGAUCACGCACCCAGCAGAGCUAGGUGUUGUACCGUGAUCCAAGGUCAUACAAUGGUGUGGGUGCCUCCGAGCUAAUUUCAUUUUACUCCUCAUUGGGUGUACUUGCCUCUACAAGCAGUAUAUACAUGUAUAGUAUGUAUUGUAACCACGAACAAGUGUGGAGUAGAAUGAAAUUAGCUCUGAAGCACCCACGCCAUCGUAUGUCCUCGGAUCAUGGUACAGUACAACACCUAGCUCUGCUGGGCGCAUGAUCGUUUUAGGAUUGGAUGGUCCAGUGGGUUAGUGUCAUGAAUUUUUGCUCACCACGAUGUGGGCUAAAACAUGGGUUCCAUCCCCCAGCUAGUCGCAGUGUUGCUACUGAUAUAUAUAUACGUAUAUGUAUAUAUAUUAGUGCUUGGGGAAUGGGAGACAUUCAGGUUCAAGCCAUGGAAAAGAAUAUUUCCAGUUCUUUGGAUCAAGAUCCCCUUAAUGGGACUGUACUGUAUAAUGUAAUUCUCAGUGGUCCUUACCUAAUACAAAUUGGAUACAAUGUAAUAUUGUACAAUCUUUAUUGAUAUCUGUCAAUUUCACUGUUGUUGUCUUGCAUUACUAUGUUUAUAUAAGCAUUUUUAUGAAACAGUUGAAACUGGUAACUUUUUUAAUUCUUCAGUUUUAUGAACUGAAUUUAUUGAAUUUCUCAGUGUUAUAAAUUAUGGAUAUACAGUGGACCCCCACCUUACGUUAAAUCCACCAUACGAUACAUUUUAAUGCAAAAAUUUUGCCUCGCCUCGCACGAUUCAUCCGAGAUGCAUCUCACGUGUGGCCUCAGCUGCCAGCCAGUGAGGUUGCAUCCAUGCAUACAAUCGGAACAUUUCAUAUUAUUACAGCAUUUUUAGUGAUUGUACCUGCAAAAUAAGUCACCAUGGGCCCCAAGAAAGCUUCUAGUGCCAACCAUGCGGUAAAAAAGGUGAAAAUUAGUAUGGAAAUGAAGAAAGAGAUAAUUGUUAAGUAUGGAAGUGGAGUGCGCGUCUCGGAGCUGGCCAGGUUGUAUACCAAACCCCAAUCAACCAUCGCUACUAUUGUGGCCAAGAAAAUGGCAAUCAAGGAAGCUGUUCUUGCAAAAGGUGCAGGUUUGUUUUCGAAACAGAGAUCGCAAGUACUCGAAGAUGUUGAGAGACUGUUAUUGGUGUGGAUAAACGAAAAACAGAUAGCAGGAGAUACCAUCUUUCAAGCGAUCAUAUGUAAAAAGCGUGGGAAAUACGUACUAUCGUACCACGAUCAGCUGCUGCUGCACCACGGUCAGCUGUUGCUGCACCAGUCAGCUGUUGCUGAACCACAGUCAGCUGCUGUUGCACCACGGUCAGCUGUUGCUGCACCAUGGUCAGCUGGUCCUAGUGGCAUUAAAAGAAGGGAAGUAACCCCGGAAAAGGACGUGCUACCUAAAGUCUUAAUGGAAGGGGAUUCCCCUUCUAAACAUUAACAACUUCCACACACUCCCCUCCUCCUAUCCCAUCAAUCACCACCAGAUCUUCAAUAAAGGAAAGUGUCAGUUUGUGUGUAUUAAAAUUAAUAUUUCAUGUGGUAAAUUUUUUUUUUCAUACUUUGUAGUGUCUUGCACGGAUUAAUUUGAUUUCCAUUAUUUCGUAUGGGGAAAAUUAAUUCACCUUACGAUAAUUUCAGCAUAUGAUGAGCUCUCAGGAACGGAUUAAUAUCGUAAGGUGGGGGUCCACUGUUUUGUUACUUAGAAUAUUAUCACAAGGAAAUGCUAUUGUUAUAUAGAAUAUAUAGUUAUUGUAUACAUGGUGAGGGUCUGUGAUACUAUCCCCCUUCUCACCUUUUCUUGAAAGUCUUGUAGAAUUAAUCAUUAAAAUAAUAAUUUUAAUAAUCAUCAUUUGAAUGCAUUGUUUAGUUAUUGCAUUAUCUUUUGUAUGCAUUAUUAAAUAAUUUUGCAGUUUCCUUGUAUAUUAAUCUGUAUUAGCUGUUUUCCUAGUCUGUUGGUAACUGUAUUGUUAUUAUUCAAUCAAUGUAUUUUUAUCAGUGGUCAUUAUUCUCAUUUUUCAUUAUCAUUUCUCUAAUUUCCCCAGUAUUAUAAUUCACAUUUAUUAUCUGGACAAUUUGUUCAUUAUUUUCAUAAAUACAUUUGCCACACAAGUACAUUAUGCCCAUUCAUUAGUUCACAAACAGAAUUUUCUAUAAAAUGUUUUUUAACUUUUUAACCCCUAAGUACUGUAUAGGUGUAUGCUUAAACUGUACAGUGAACCCUCUAAUUAAUGGACUUAAGAGGGACUGGGUGUACGA